AUGGCUUCUGUUAUUAGUGAGCUUGAAGAAAUAGCAACAACAGUUAAUGAGGCAGAACCUGUUGAUGAGAAAGAAGUAGAUGAAAAAGAGGUUGGCGAGAAUAUCUUUAGCGACACCAGACCGGUGAAAACUAGACUUUGGGAGAUACGUAAUUCUUACAAGUAUCUAAUGAUUGUCUAUAUAUCCGCUAUUGGUAUUGGUAUAGAUUCCCUUCUUUUCAGUUUAUUAUUGGGUAUGGAAUCUUUCAGAAAAGCCUAUGGUUACUACGAUGAAGCCACAAGCGGAUGGGUCAUCAGAGCAAAAUACCAGUCUGGUUGGAAUGGUGGUUCUUUUGGCUGUCAGGUUUUGGGUGCCUUCUUUGCAGGUUGGUACAAUGAUAAGUUUGGAAGAAAAAGUUCUUUGGCUAUUUCUUGCAUUAUAACUAUUAUUGGUAACACUGUUGCUAUAACCGCUCCGGUCGGUCACCCUAUCAAUUUGGUCAUGGCAAAAUGUGUUAUCGGAAUUGGUAUCGGUAUUCUUGUUUCAACUUGUCCAGUUUACUUGUCCGAAUUGAUGUCGCCAACCUUGAGAGGUAUUGGUUCCAUGGGAAUCAACUUCUCCAUUUGCUUUGGUCAGUGGAUUGGAUCGCUAAUUUAUUUCGGCUGUUCGAAGAAUUAUACGGGCAUUGACGAUUCAACAGGCUACAAAAUUGCCUUUGGAAUUCAAUAUUUGUUAGUUGGAGGAUAUCUCCUUUUGUUCUGGUUUAUGCCGGAAUCCCCAUCAUAUUUGAUUCACCGCGGUAAGUUGGAAGAGGCAAAAGCCGCCAUUAAGAAGCUCUAUCACAACAAGAAUAAUACUGAAUACGACAUUGACUCACAUUACGAGAUUCUCAUUAAGGAAGUUGAAGAAGAAAAAAUGAAUGCUGAAAGUGAGAAAGAAGUUUCGUAUGCCGAACUCUUCAAGGCUACAAACCUAAAGAGGGUUGUACUAUCUAUCUUUGCUCUUACGGGACAGCUUUGGGUUGGUGUCAGUUUCGUUUUAACCUACAUUUCAUAUUUCUUUGAACUUGCUGGAGUUUCAAGCAGCAUUGAGAAGACGGUUGGUAUGUUCACUCUUUGCGUCGGUGGUAACCUUGUUUCUUACUUUGUCAUUGAAAGAGUUGAUAGAAGAGUCCUCUACAUUGGUGGUGUUGCCCUUUGUACGAUCAUGAAUUUACUCAUUGCAUGCGUGUCAUAUGGAAGCUCGCAAGCUGCUGCCUAUACCACCGUUGUGUUUGUCUUUCUAUGGGCUUUUAUCUACGAAGCCACUGUUGGUCCAUUGACAUAUGCUUUGAUCACGGAGCUUCCACAGGGAAGAAUGCGUGCCAAAUCGGUGGCAAUUACUUCUAAUGUCAACAGUCUCUGUAGUUUUGGUCUUGGUUAUCUCAUCCCAUAUUUGUUCAAUCCCGAUGAAGUUAACAUGGGGGCUAGGAUCAUGUUUGUUUGGACAGGUACCGGUGUGGUUUUGUUCGUUGUGAUGCUCUUCUUCUUACCAGAAACUAGAGGAAGAACUGCUAACGAGAUUGAGCAGUUGUUCGUGAACAAAGUGGGUGCUUUGAAAUUCAAGAGGGCUAAGUUUGAUGAAGAUGAUAAAUUAAUUAUGUCAUCAGUGGGGAAAGAGGUCAGUCAGGCAUAG
Brettanomyces nanus is the source of this 1653-nucleotide messenger RNA. RefSeq lists its product as uncharacterized. The transcript has a single exon. Gene Ontology annotation, cellular component: membrane. Lineage: Eukaryota; Fungi; Ascomycota; Pichiomycetes; Pichiales; Pichiaceae. Gene Ontology annotation, biological process: transmembrane transport; carbohydrate transport. Gene Ontology annotation, molecular function: carbohydrate:proton symporter activity. The record is from RefSeq and is a predicted model, not a curated record. Bases 1 to 1653 code for a protein of 550 amino acids.